Messenger RNA from Talaromyces stipitatus ATCC 10500, 2013 nucleotides. Its product is annotated as extracellular lipase, putative. NCBI's taxonomy places the organism in Eukaryota, Fungi, Ascomycota, Eurotiomycetes, Eurotiales, Trichocomaceae. The record is from RefSeq and is a predicted model, not a curated record. Bases 145 to 2013 code for a protein of 622 amino acids. The transcript is spliced from 3 exons.
GCAAUCAAUCCAAUUUGAUAUCUACAUCUGAUAUUCAUAAGCAUUAUCUUGUCUUGUCUAGCUACAAUCAGAUUGAAAUGAUAAGGAUGCCCCAUCAGUUGAGCGGGGGCAUCUCCAAGUCUUCCGAUAACAACACAUUACGAGAUGGGGACGUUGAAAUCAGUAGAAAAAAUAGGGGUUUUGUGUCUCGGAAAACUUCCGAAACGUCCGUCCCGGUAUCUUGCUGGUCAAGGAAAGCGUCCUCUGAUUUGCCCGGCCCCUACUUCUGAGCCCGAGGUCUGUCUGUGCACGAUAUACCUUAGCCAUUGCUCAGCACUCAUAUUGAUCUCAAAGAGUGAGACCCCUGAUAUAUCGAAACACCAAGCGACUAACCACAUUAUGAGUUCAAAUUCUGCGUCUCUCUCUGUUACCCUGCCCCAGGGAACGGUGGUGGGAGUUCAAUUGGACAACGCAUUUCCUCAACCUGUGAAUGCCUUCUUAGGCAUUCCAUACGCACUUCCUCCAGUGGGGGGCCUACGUUUUCGUCUGCCUGUCAAAGUCCCUAAUUCGACAAAGGUUAUUGACGCUUCAAAAUAUGGCCCUGCAGCUCCGGGGAAGGCUUUGCUGAUGGGAGGUCCGAAAGUUGAGAAAAGUGAAGAUUGUCUGACUGCCAAUAUUUUCCAACCUGUUAGGCAUCAUACAAAAAAACUGCCAGUCGCAAUAUACGUACAUGGUGGUGCUUUCAAUAGAGGAUCGGCAUCAAUGCACGAUACUGCAUCAAUGCUCGCAUGGUCAGAAGAACCUUUUAUCGCGGUCAGUUUUGGUUAUCGUCUGGGAGCUCUGGGUUUCUUGCCAUCUACUUUGUCCAAAAAGGAAGGUCUUUUGAAUUUGGGGUUGCACGAUCAGAUUUUUUUGUUUCAGUGGGUGCAGGAAAAUAUAGAGGCAUUUGGAGGAGAUCCAGGUAAUGUUACUCUCUUUGGGCUCUCGGCGGGAGCUCACUCCAUCGGUCAUCAUCUUCUCAACUAUGACGAGCAUCGCAAACCUUUAUUUCACCGAGCCAUCAUAGAAUCCGGAUCACCGACUUCGCGCGCUGUUCGUCCUUACGAUGCAAAGGUCCACGAGCAGCAAUUCCAAGAUUUCUUAAAGGAGGUACAAUGCCCGGAAAAUCUGCCAGAAUCCGAAAUUUUCCCAUUCCUGCGCUCCUUACCAAGUUCAGUUAUAACGGAUGCUCAAGCAGCAGUGUUCGAUAAAUGGAACCCAUCUCUACGGUGGGCGUUUCAACCCGUGAUAGACGGAGAUAUCAUCUCGCGCAAACCCCUUGAUGCUUGGAAGUCCGGGCUGUGGAACAAAGUACCCAUAAUGACGGGGUUCAAUACCAACGAAGGAACAAUGUAUGUCGAUAAGACCAUGUCUCGACCUGAGCAAUUUCGCGGUUUCUGGCAUACGCUACUCCCGGAGCUUUCGGCGGCAGAUCUGGAUACUAUUGAAAAGUUGUAUCCGGAACCCAGCACUGAUCCUAAGUCGCCAUACGUGGAAACUCGGCUCGAGCAUGGCCUCGGGGCUCAAUACAAACGUAUCGAGGCUGCAUAUGGUCAUUACGCAUAUGUAGCCCCUGUCCGUCAAACAGCACAUUUUGCCUCUUCUCAGGGAGUACCAGUCUACUUAUACCACUGGGCCCUAGCCCGGACGGUAGUUGGUCGCGCAAAUCAUGGAGAUAAUAUGUACUAUGAGGCGUACAGUAACAAUAUUAUUAGUCUGUCGGAAUCACAGAAAGAACUCUCGGGUACUCUACACGCCUAUAUCACUAGCUUCAUUACACAGGGUGACCCCAACGCUAUAUCGGGCCGAUAUGCCCAGCGGCCAGAGUGGAAGCGUUAUCUGCCCGAUGAGCCUGGAGUGUUGAUAUUCGGCCAGGGGAAUGAGGAACUCAUUGGAGGAAAUGUGGCACCAGCUGCAAAGUUUGAGGCUGAUAGCUGGGACAGGGAGCAAACCGACUUUUGGUGGUCCAAGGUUGAAAUAUCGCAGCUGGCUUAA